Chrysemys picta bellii (western painted turtle) is the source of this 4266-nucleotide messenger RNA. RefSeq names its product S1 RNA binding domain 1 (gene SRBD1). NCBI's taxonomy places the organism in Eukaryota, Metazoa, Chordata, Testudines, Emydidae. Gene Ontology annotation, biological process: nucleobase-containing compound metabolic process; translation. Gene Ontology annotation, molecular function: mRNA binding; structural constituent of ribosome. The record is from RefSeq and is a predicted model, not a curated record.
CCGCGGCUGGGGCACAGCACAACAGCCACCCCCCGCCCGGAACUGCUGGCGGGGCCGCUAAGAACUCAGCGCUCAGCCCGCGCACCGGCCACGGGGCUCCCGGCAGCCGGGCCACGCUCGCCCCAGCCGCAGCCCCGGCCGCGGAUUGGCGCCAGGCUUGUUCCUUCCGGGGCCGCUCGGCCGCCGCUUCCUGCUCCUCCCCUUGCGCGGCGGGACUAGGCCCGGCAGCCGCGGCCUGGUUGGCGGCCCCUUCAAACCCAGCUCCGGCUCCAGCCGCCGCCAGCAGCCAGGGGGACCGCUGGUACUGGGGCCCUCCAGAUUUGUACUUCUCACCUUUGGCUUGUUUUCUCCAGUGGCGUUUGCGUACCCUGGCUAUCUAUUCCUCCAGCUUAUGUGUGCAAAGUUGCUGGCAGUUUUGCUGGACCUGGCCCUAGGAGGACUCUGGAGUCUGGCACAGUGACCUUUCAGCUUUAAAGAUCAGAGGAAAAAGGAGAAAGAAGUGACUGCGUGAAGGAGCAAGAGUAUCAGAGAGAAAAAACAGCUAGCAGUGCAGCUUGUGAAGGAGAGAAGAGUAACUGAGAAAGCUAAAAGAUGUCAACUCUACCAAGGAUAGCAAAAUCUAAAGCAAAACCACUGGUAUCAGAAGAAGAUGAAUUACCCUCCUUUCUUAAAUCCUUCUCUGAAUCAGAGGAGGAAGAGGAGGAGUGGGAACCAAAAAGCAAAGUGGCAAGUAAACGUAGGCUGCCAAAAAAAACUGAGUCAAAACCUAAAAAGGCUGCUGCUCCACGGUCAACUGUGGUUAGGAAAAGGACCAGGAAGACAGCAGUAAAAGAGGAGCCGAAUGUAUCUUUGCCUAUUGCUGCUGAUGAAGACAGUAAAGAUGGACUGAAACUUUUACAGCCUAAAGAAGACGGAGACCCCAAACCAAAAACUAGAACUAAAAAGCCAAAAAUGCCUCGGGGAACAAAAAUAAAUGUUAGUCAAGAAAAGAUGAAUAACCUAGAUAGUGAUGAAAUACCCUCAACAAGUGCGCCUUUGAUGGAAAAUGAAGUAAAGCAGGAGAAAUAUGAAGAAGAUUUUACAUUUGAUGAACCCCCUUUAAAAAGGAUAAAAUUGACAACAUGUCCUCAAGGAAAACCAGUAAAACAUCCUGGAAGCACCAAGCACCAAGAGGAAUUAGAAAUGAACUGGGACAUUGUGCAGGUCCUGUCAGAAAGAACAAAUAUUGAACCAUGGGUGUGUGCAAACAUAAUUUGCCUUUUCCGUGAUGAAAACACAAUUCCAUUCAUUGCCCGGUAUCGAAAAGAGCUUGUCAAUAAUCUGGAAGCUGAUGCCUUGCGAGAAGUACAGCAAACGCUGGAAGAACUACGUACUGUUGCAAAGAAGACACAUGCAACAAUACAGAAGAUAAAGAAAGAAGGAAAGCUAUCGGGAGGUCUAUUAACAGCCUUAUUAAACUGCAAAACUUUGGAUGAAUUGGACCAUGUGUCUGCACCAUAUAAAACUGGAAGUAAAGGCACCAAAGCCCAAAGGGCCAAACAACUGGGAUUAGAACCUGCUGCCAUAUCUCUCAUUGAAAACCCAGUAGAACUCAGUCUGUUUUCUUACAUUAAGCCUAAUGUCAAAGGACUUACAACCAUUCAGGAAGUAGAGGCUGGAGUACAACACAUCCUUGCUGACAUGUUUGCUAAAGAUAAGGAUACACUGGAUUUCAUUAGGAUACUAUGUCAGCAAAGGUACAUAUGUAUCCAGUCAGCCUUGGCAAAAGUGUCAUCAAAAAAUGUAAAUGAGAAAGACGUUAACAAAUUCCAACUGUACCAGAAUUUUUCUUGCAAUAUUAAGAACAUUCAGCAUCACCAGAUUCUGGCCAUUAACCGAGGGGAAAAUCUGAAGAUCCUGACAGUGAAGGUCAACGUUCCUGACGGGGUGAAGAAUGAAUUCUGUAGGUGGUGUGUCAAUGAAAGGUGGAGACCAAAACGCUAUGCAAAACCAGAGUUAAUGAAGUUAUUGCAUAAUUCGGUGGAAGAUUCAUAUAAACGUCUUAUUUAUCCUCUCCUCUGUAGAGAAUUCAGAUCAAAGUUAACGUCUGACGCAGAGAAAGAAUCUAUAAUGAUGUUUGGAAGAAAUCUUCGACAGUUGCUUCUGACGAACCCUGUGAGAGGACGUAUUUUGAUGGGAGUUGAUCCUGGGUACAAACAUGGCUGCAAGCUGGCAAUCAUUUCGCCAACCAGUCAGAUACUCCAUACUGAUGUUGUCUACUUGCAUUCUGGACAAGGAUUCCGUGAAGCUGAAAAGAUAAGGAGACUUCUUCUGCAUUACAACUGCAGCACUGUUGUGAUAGGCAAUGGGACUGCCUGCAGGGAGACAGAAGCUUACUUUGCUGACUUAAUUAUGAAAAAGUACUUUGCACCACUGGAUGUUGUAUAUUGCAUUGUCAGUGAAGCGGGAGCAUCUAUCUAUAGUGUUAGUCCAGAAGCUUCUAAAGAGAUGCCAGACCUAGAUCCUAACCUAAGAAGUGCAGUUUCCAUAGCUAGACGUGUACAAGAUCCAUUAGCUGAGCUAGUGAAAAUUGAGCCCAAGCACAUUGGAGUUGGAAUGUAUCAGCAUGACGUUUCACAGACUUUGCUCAAAGCAACCCUGGACAGUGUGGUUGAGGAGUGUGUCAGCUUUGUAGGAGUAGAUAUUAACAUCUGCUCAGAAAUACUAUUAAGACAUAUUGCAGGACUGAAUGCUAAUAGGGCUAAAAAUAUCAUUGAAUGGCGAGAAAAGAAUGGACCAUUUAUAAGUCGGGAACAGCUCAAGGAAGUUAAAGGACUAGGUCCAAAAUCCUUUCAACAGUGCGCUGGCUUCAUCAGGUUUAACCAAGAAUAUAUAAGAACCUUUUGCAGCAAUCAGCAAACUAAGCUUGCAGCAGAAGGUCAUGCACUUAUGGCUAAAGCAGAUGUUCAAGUCACAAGCAAAAAACAGGGCAAAAAGAAGAGCAAACCAGCAGCAAACGUUGCAGUACGGCCAAAUCCUUUGGACCAAACUUGUAUCCACCCAGAGUCAUAUGACAUUGCAAAGAGGUUUUUAACUUUCAUUGGAGGAAACGCAAAUGAUAUAGGAAAACCUGAUAUGCAACAAAAAGUAAAUGCUGUACUUCAAAAAGAAGGAAUAGAAGGAACAGCAAAAACACUAAAUACAACAGUACAUACACUGCAAAUAAUCAUUGAUGGUCUGACUCAACCUGAAGGCUUUGACAUCCGAACAGAUUUUGAUAAACCCGAUUUUAAGAGAAGCAUAGUUUGUCUUGAAGACUUGAGCAUUGGCACUGUUCUGACUGGAAAAGUAGAGAAUGCUACUCUCUUUGGAGUUUUUGUUGAUAUUGGUGUUGGUAAGUCAGGAUUGAUUCCAAUUAGGAACAUAACAGAAACAAAACUUUCCAAAGCCAAGAAGAGAAGAAGUCUCGGAUUGGGCCCUGGAGAAAGAGUGGAAGUUAAAGUACUCAAUAUUGAUAUCCCUCGAUCAAGGAUAACGUUGGACCUUCUUCGUGUUUUAUGAGUUGUUCCCCACUGAUAAGACUUUUAUUUCUUUUUUAAAGGUUAAAUGUUGUCACCAAGAUUCUAAAGGUUGCAGUUCAAGCAUUUACUGAGUAUACUGGAAAUGAAGGAAUUAAUCCAACUUUUGAAAUCUUCAAUUUCACUUUUUAAUUCCAGAAGUUUUUCCAGAACUCUCUAAGCUCCCUCCCCUUAACAGUCACUUUAACACCAGCCCUGAAGUGGCUUUCACCCUCUUAUUAGGGCACACACCUUCUUUUUGCAGAAUAAGUGAUAUCUCAAUGCGCUGCCAGACAUAUCUCUUACCUGUUUUCUUCUGUGCAAGAUUUGCUCUCUCAAUCCACAUUUGGUCUGUGCUGCUUCAGCAGACUCAGCCAUGUUCUUUCAUACUGAAAAACACCACUUGAAUGGUCUGUUUCCAUGCUGUUUUCUUAAGGAGGGCUUAAAAGUAGACUUUGGUAGAAACUAAAAUAGAAGCUUAAAAAUGGCCUCUGCUUAGACCAAGGAAGAACAGCAACGCAUAAUGCUAAAAUCUGGAUAUAAUGGUAAUUGUAUUAUUGGAUCAGAAAUGUGCUGUUUGUAUUUGAGCUACCGUGUAAAGUUUUUUUUUAUUUAUUAUUGCUCGGGCAAUUAUCAUAUUAAUUAACACAGUGAGGUACCUCUAAUUUGCUCAAAAAGUUGCAAAAGCAUUUUUUCUGUACCUGUACAUAAUAAAAAUCUUUCUGACCUA